AACUUGUGUCAGUUAUGUCCUGAAAACAGUAUCAUUUCCAGACUAACCUCUCCGCGGUACCUCGCGUCUCUUCGCUAACUCCUCGUCGUGGCGCAAGCGUUGCGCCACCCGGCCACGACGCCCGCGCAUGGGUGACGCCCGCCCGCCCCCCACCCCCAUGCUCAACAAACCAAACGCCCUCAAGCUGAACAGCGUAGCGCGCAGCAGUAGCCGCUACUCCGCCCGCGACCCACGCUUAAGAACUUAAACCUUUAUCUACUACAACUGCAGUAUUAAAGGGUAUUAUUUUCUACAAUGAAGACUGACGAUCCGAUUAUAGUCAAAUCCAGAACCCCACGCGCUAGAGGACACAGUGAUGGAGUCCGCGAAUCACUCCUCUCGGAUUCAACCUCAGGAAUUGACAGAGGCGAUGCGAGCAGCUCAUGUAGCGGAGAUUCCUUUUCUAGCCCCGAUAUCAGCAGCAAAGAUGAGCUGAGAGGCAGAGGAUUUAGUAAAGAUCAGAAAAAUGCGCUUAAUGAUUUGAAAAAUGGAAAGAAGCCGUGUAAUAUUACUGAGAAUCCGCAGGAUAAGUUAAAGAUGAAAGAUGUUGAAAGUGGAUCAGCAAAGAAAGCCAAAAUUCCUGAUGGUGGCUGGGGAUGGGUAGUAGUUGCGUCAUCUUUUAUAAUAUCGAUGAUUGCAGACGGCAUAAGCUUUUCCUUUGGUUUGCUGUACAUUGAGUUCCUUGAAGAGUUUGGAGCUAGUAAGUCGACCACUGCCUGGAUCGGUAGCCUUUUCAUCGCUGUUCCGCUGCUCUCUGGGCCUGUGAUGAGUGCUCUGGUUGACAGAUACGGUUGCCGUAGCAUGACCAUUUUAGGGGGAAUCAUUUCGACUCUCGGCUUCGUUCUGGCGUCUAUUUCAACCACGAUUGAAACGAUGAUGAUAACAUUUGGAGUGAUAGCUGGUUUGGGUCUGGGUUUAGUCUACGUCACUGCUGUUGUUUCUAUCGCCUACUGGUUUGAGAAGAAGAGAAAUUUAGCGGUUGGCCUGGGUGCCUGCGGAACUGGUGUAGGGACGUUUGUCUACGCACCGAUGACUCAAUACUUCAUCGAAGAAUUCGGUUGGAGAGGAACCAUUUUAUUACUCUCUGGUACUUUGCUAAAUCUUUGCGUGUGUGGUUGUGUGAUGCGAGACCCAGAAUGGUGGAUUUUGGAACAAAAGAAAGAAAAGGAAGCGAAGCCUUUGAAGGAUAUUGAUAAGGCUAAUCAAGAGUUAGCGCUUAUGCCCACAGCAUCCAUUAAAAGGCCAUACAAGAAAUCCGCUUCACUCUGCGUUUCUGAUGUCAUGCCGCUAUCGAAUAGGGAAAUUAAUGGAAGGGUCACAAAAUUCAAAGUACCUUUGAUGGAACGAGAGUUCCAUAAUGUACUACAUAAACAUCAAAAACAAAUUUAUAGAAACAACAAGUUAGCAUUGGGAUGGCCUGUCCAGGAGCUACCUAGAACUGAGUCUUUGUACACAAUUCCGUCGUAUUUGGAAUCCACUGAUCGUGCAACACAGCGGGUGCUGAAACAAUUGACUCAAUCGCCAAUUAUGUUAACGAAGGCAACUGAAAUAGCUUCACCGAUCCUGGGCGAAGACAACGAUCCUCCAUGCGUCACGUUCCCGAAACAGCCCAUGCGUCGUUCCUACUCCGUAGACUUCUAUUUCCGAAAAGAAGUCAGAAGAUCCAUCGACUAUCAGCUAAAAAAUCCUAACGCUGGUAGAGUAUUGAAAAAAUCUAAAUCGGAAACAAAAGAGGAUCGCAAUGUGCUUGUAAAGCAGGACAGUAAAGGUGACAGAAGGGAUUGGCUGAAGAAACAGCUGUCAGUCAACCAUCAUUAUCUGAAAGAUUUGAAGAUGCCUUUGAAUUCUAUUGGCCAUAGGAACGCAAUGUUGAACAUAAAUAGAUACAGACUGAAAGCAUCUUCUUGCCCUGAUAUAUUCAAGAAUUCUAUGGUCACCAUCAAUGACGAAGAAGAGAAAUGCUACGAUGACUGCCUGGUCUGCGUCUCAGACAUGUUCAACGUGUCCCUCUUCAAGAAGGCGACCUUCAACCUGCUCUGCGCCGGCACCAUCUUUCUGUUCAUCUGGUUCAUCGUCCCGUACUUCUACCUGGCUGAACACAUGAUCCACAAGGGCUAUAGCGAAGAUGAUGGCGCUGUCAUGCUCAGCUUGAUCGGGAUCACCAAUACCAUCGGAAUGGUGGGCCUAGGCUACAUAGGCGACUUCCCAAGCGUCUCAAUCGGCAAUCUCUACGCGGUCUGCCUCGUCCUCUGCGGGGCAUCUGUCGCCGCCAUCCCACCCGCCGCCUCCAACUACUGGCUUCUCGGCUGUGUGGCGGCGGCCUUCGGCUUGCUGUUCGCCGCUUCGUUCACGUUCACACCCAGCCUGUUGGUGACGCUGGUGUCGCUGGAUGAUUUUACGUCGGCGUAUGGAUUGGUGCUGCUCGCUCAGGGGAUUGGACAUUUGAUUGGACCGCCUUUGUCAGGUCUCAUCUACGACCUAACCCUGUCCUGGGAGCUCUCAUUCUACCUGGCCGGGGGCUGGAUCGUGGUGGCCGGCGUGCUCAUUUCCUUCAUCCAUCCAUUCCGUGCGUUGGAGCAGAGGCGACAGGCCAAUCAGGAGAACGAGGCUAUAUAAACAACCAGCUAUCAUCUCCCUGCAAGGAAACAAAAUGGUAACAUAAUUGGUAG
Cydia splendana is the source of this 2708-nucleotide messenger RNA. RefSeq lists its product as uncharacterized. The coding region runs from base 295 to 2655 and encodes 786 amino acids. Gene Ontology annotation, cellular component: membrane. The transcript is spliced from 5 exons. Gene Ontology annotation, molecular function: monocarboxylic acid transmembrane transporter activity. Gene Ontology annotation, biological process: transmembrane transport. The record is from RefSeq and is a predicted model, not a curated record. NCBI's taxonomy places the organism in Eukaryota, Metazoa, Arthropoda, Insecta, Lepidoptera, Tortricidae.